AUCUUUCCCCUGGUUUCUUUAGCAACAUUUGGGUGGUGGCAGCGGAAGUUUUAUUCCCAAGAUCUAGGUUUUUAAGAUUUUGGGGGAAGUUUUAUACCAAAGCCUGGUAGAUAAGGCUUUGGGGUACACUUGCUGGCCCCCACUUCUGCAUUUAUCAUGCCAGAGUGGGGAAGGAGCCAUGACAUGGUGGUAGCGGUGGGAUUAUUUUGAGAACCCAGGAUUUUUAAAAGGGCACAAGUUUUCUUUUGAGUUGCAAGCUUUGCAGUUUUCCUUUUGUUUUUUCUUUUGUUUCUGGGCUGCCUCAGGGAGGGGCAGACCUUAAGCCAGACACAGACCUACCCAAACAGUUUGUUUUUUUCUAGCUUUCGGGACAACUGGAUAGCUAGGCUAGAAUAGAGCAGGGAAGGAGCCCAGUACAUGCUCUUGCGAUCAGGUAAGGUAACCCUAGAGAACCCAAUCCUUCCUAAGCAACACCCUGAGGCAGAGACAGCCUCAGAGCCCGGCAUGAUGUUAAGUACCGGGAAAGAUUCCAACCCCAGAGAGGGGAAACAAGAGCAUACCUCUGUGAGCCCGGGGGAAGGGAUCUUGAGGAGGCAGGAGCAGCCGGCUGCCGCUCUCCCUCUCCCCCACCUGUGCCUUCUGUGUGUGAUUAUGCCAUAAGGACCAGCAGGCCUCUAACUGACAAGGAGAUGGAGUUUUUCCUACAGCUGGAGGACAGGCGUGCACGAGAGGCUGAAGACAGACGUGCACGAGAGGCCGAAGACAGGCGUAUACAACAGGAGGUGAAACUGGCAAAGAUCGCAGCAGGGACGAGGCGAGCAGAACUAGAGGCCCAAGUUGCGCUGGAGAAAGCCAGGCAGCCGGACACCUCAGGUAGCCCACCCAACAAUCCCACCUCCAUCAUCACUGAACCCCCCAGAAAGCUCCCCAUGUACCAAGUAGGGGAUAAUGUUGAGGACUUUUUCCUCAACUUUGAGAGGGCCUGCCAGGGGUACAACAUUCCUCCUGAUCAGUACAUGAGAGAGUUAAGAUCCCAAAUCGCUGGUCCCUUACUGGGGGUAGCCGCAGACCAGCCAGGUGACAUGGCAAAUGACUUUGAACUGUUUAAGCAGGAGGCCAGACUCAGGAUGGGCCUCACUCCUGAACAGGCCCGGUGUCGCUUCAGGGCCUCCAAGUGGACCCCAAAUACACCGUUCCCCGAACAUGCUAGUCGUGUCCUCAAAAACUGGGAAACGUGGCUCUCUGGAGAGAAGGCCCACACUCGGGAAGAAAUCUCUCUCCUGAUGCAGAUGGAACAGUUCCUCGAGGGUGUUCCAGGAGAGAUUAGAGGGUACAUCUGGACGGAAAACCAAAAAACCUCAGAGAGGCAGCAGUGCUUGGGGCCAGAUGGAUGGAACUGAGGGGCCACAGCAGCCUGGAAAGCAGUCUGAGGGGGCCCAUCAACACCUGGGGAUCCCCCCGAUCCCCACCUCGCAGAGACGGGCCCUAUAUACACCCAGGAAGACCCCAGAUCUCUCCCCGUUCCUCCAUACCAUCUGCUGGGAGCCCCUCCCCCUGUUCCAAUGAUACCGCUGGGAGGCGAUGCUUUAAAUGUAAUGGACUGGGGCAUGUAAAGGCCGACUGUCCCCAGAGCACCAGCCGGCUACAACUCAUCACUCCGGGGUUGCCACAAGGAGCCUCAGGCCCAGAUGCCUCACUGAUCCCCCUAGAGCGGAGGGAGACUGUGAGAGUGGGGGGACGGGAAGUUAUCGCAUGGAGAGACACCGGGGCACAGGUGUCAGUGAUUCACCACGCUCUAGUGGACCCCAAGGCCAUUGACCCAGAGACUCUAGUCACCAUUCAACCCUUCAAGGCCGACCCCUUCGACCUGCCUACGGCCAAGCUACCAGUUCAGUACAAGGGCUGGUCUGGAACUUGGACUUUCGCAGUCUAUGAUGACUACCCCAUUCCUAUGCUGGUCGGGGAAGAUUUGGCCAAGCACGU
This is a messenger RNA of Pelodiscus sinensis (Chinese soft-shelled turtle), 1983 nucleotides long. Lineage: Eukaryota; Metazoa; Chordata; Testudines; Trionychidae. The record is from RefSeq and is a predicted model, not a curated record.